Astrephomene gubernaculifera is the source of this 1435-nucleotide messenger RNA. NCBI's taxonomy places the organism in Eukaryota, Viridiplantae, Chlorophyta, Chlorophyceae, Chlamydomonadales, Astrephomenaceae. The record is from the annotation of a GenBank genome assembly.
CCAAUGCCGGGGGUACAGCACUGUUUGUAAGCGGGUUACCUCUGGGCUCAGACGAAAGUACAUUACGGGAGCUUUUCGAGUGUUUUGGAGCCGUUUCCCAGGCGGUACUUCAUCCGCUUAAGCGGAGCGGUAUCGUGGUGUUUCGCUCCGAGGUCGGUCGCACAGCGGCUCUCAAGUACGCUGCGCGGGGGCAGGUGCUGGAGCUCGCAGGCGGGGCUGCAGGGAGGGGGCAGGGCGAGGAUGACGAGGAGCAAGAGGAGGCGCCGAUGGGUGUGAAAGCCUGGGUUCACGAGCACAAGGCAGCUCGACCCGGCAACGAGGUGCUGCAGCAGCAGGUGGACGACUGGAUGGACGAGUACGAUGAGGAGCAGGAGCGCAAGGCGCGGGAGCGGCAGGCGGCCAUGGGAGGAGACGGCUGGACGGUGGUGGUGCGCGCAAAGGGUCGCAAGCGCACUCGCGAGGAGGGCGGCGUGACCGUCGUGACGGGCGGUGUGGCGGCGGGCGCAGCAGCAGCAGCCGCUGCCGCCGCCGCCAAGGAGGGGGAGAAGGCGGCUCAGGGGCGGGGCGACUUUUACCGCUUCCAGCGGCGGGAGCGGCGGCGGAAUGAGCUGGUGGAGUUGCGGCAGCGAUUUGAGGAGGACAAGAGGCGCCUGGCGCAACUCAAGGCAACCCGGAAUUUCAAACCGUAUUGAACUGCUGCUAGGGUUGGGAAUAAAGGGGAGGCGACGAUGGGGCCGCGGAAACGCAGCCAGGAAACCAGUCAAUGUCGGUAGUGAUGCUUCGGGUAGCUGUUAUGGCUCAUUAGAAAAGCGAAUGCGAGGAUUAGGACGUCUAGGGUGCAGUUUGUUGUUAUCGUCAUGCAACAGACAGUGAUGGUGUUGAAAGUAGAGGUGCUGACACAGCGGCAGUGGCAACCUCGACUGGGUACGGCGUGCCUGGGAGUGAUGCCCCACAGGUCCUUUCCCUUCCUGUCUUCCUCGCUGAGAGCAGCAAGAGGGAAGGCAGGUAGCCAGGCAACCCUAGCAUGCCCAGGCAUGGCAUGCAUGGCCGGCCCAGGCGCAUAUGGGCGAACUGGUAUGACAUGGCACCAGGGAACCAUUAUGAUGGUCAUCCAUUCAUUUAUGGUCGACACGCUUAGCUGGGGUCAUGGCGCAUUUAUGACGAAGGAGAACGUCCCAGAUUAUGUUGCAGACAAUGCUUAGCUACCGAUGGUAUGGGAGGAGGCUAACGUUGGGAAGGUGUGCAUAGGAGCUAAGGAGGAGAGGGGCCUGGUCGGUCAGUGAAUGUCGCCGUCAUAAUAGUGCUUGAGAACGAAGCAAUGCCACGGGCUUUAAAUGCUAGAAUGGCCAGGUACGGCAGAACAUGUCGCACCCUACAAGGUGACCAUGUCUUUGGUAUUCUACAGCCCAUGUCUUUGGUAAUCUACAGGUGGAGG